AUGGGUAAGCCAUCCCAAAAUAGCUCAAAUGUUAGAGCUCAAUGGCCAUCAAGAGUAACAACUAUCUUUUGCGAAGCUUGUGUGGAUGAGGUAUUUAAGGGUAAUCGAUCCAAUCAAUCUAAUACCCACUUUAGUAAAAAGGGUUGGACAAAUAUUAUAGCAACUUUUGAAAAGAAAACUGGAAAGGGAUAUCCUAGGGCGAAGUAUAAGCAUAAAUGGGAUAGUUUGAAGAAAGAUUGGGUACUUUGGAAUAAGUUGAAGGGAAGUGAAACUGGAUUGGGAUGGGAUGCAGCCAAAGGAACAAUAGCUACAACUAAUGAGUGGUGGGACAGGAAACUAAUGGAGGCCCCCACUUCAGGUGUGUUACCUAAUGAUCUUAAGACACCUAAGGAGGGGUUAGGUGAUACUUCUGCUGACUCAUCUUCUCCAAAUGAUGACGAUGACGUUCAUGAAGAUGAGACUCCUAACCUCACACAACCACCUAACCCAACACAAAAGAAAGGAAAGAAGGGAGUUUUACCAUCAUCCACACAGAGCAAAGGGAAGAAAGGAGGAAUGGCAUUACAGUUGACACACCAGCUUAGUCAUAUCUAUGAUGUUGUGGAGUUAAGGAACUCAGCUUUUUUAGUGGAGCCAAGUAGUACUAUUCAUAAUGUCAUGGAACGCGCGUGCACCUUAGAUGGCAUUGAGAAGGGUUCCAAACUCUACCUCAUGGCAGCAUGUGUUUUUCAGAAACGAGAGAAGAGAGAGAUGUUUGUCGUGAUGGAAGAAUCAUAUUUACAACUUAAGUUUCUGCAAGAGGAGGGAGGUCACUACUUUGGCACUUAG
Messenger RNA from Quercus lobata, 828 nucleotides. Its product is annotated as L10-interacting MYB domain-containing protein-like. The transcript has 4 exons. NCBI's taxonomy places the organism in Eukaryota, Viridiplantae, Streptophyta, Magnoliopsida, Fagales, Fagaceae. The record is from RefSeq and is a predicted model, not a curated record. The coding region runs from base 1 to 828 and encodes 275 amino acids.